UGCGCACACGUGGCCCCUCCUCCGUGGGCUGCGGGCGCUGCGGGAGCGCGAGCGGCACCGGCGGCGGCACCGGCACCAUGGGCGUCCAUGUGGAGACCAUCGCCCCCGGCGACGGGCGGACGUUCCCCAAGCGCGGCCAGACCUGCGUGGUGCACUACACGGGGAUGCUGGAGGACGGCAAGAAGUUCGACUCCUCCCGCGACAGGAACAAACCCUUCAAGUUCGUGAUGGGCAAGCAGGAGGUGAUCCGCGGCUGGGAGGAAGGAGUCGCGCAGAUGAGCGUUGGUCAGAGGGCCAAGAUGACCAUCUCCCCAGACUACGCCUACGGCUCCACCGGCCACCCCGGCAUCAUCCCGCCAAACGCCACUCUAAUUUUUGACGUGGAGCUCAUGAAAUUGGAAUGACCUUCCCCGCCCCGCCGUCCUUGGGUUUGGCACAUGGAGGAGUCCAGAAUCUCAGCUUCAAGAAGAAUGCACAUGACUUUGUACGGAGCUUACCCCGAUAUUCCACUACACUCAUUGUAUAACCUUACACCUUGAUUGAAUGCCUUUGGUCACUAAGCUUUGCGUCCGACUCUUCCUCCUCGUAUCGUGUUUUUACGUCUUUUUAAACUCUACGCCGUAAACCUCAACUCUUUUGGGUCAAAUUCUUACUCUUAUUUUUGUUCCAGGUGUAGCCUACGUUUURCCAGUAGUAUGCAGGUGGCCUGACCUUAGAUAGGAGUCGUGUGAACAAAAGGAAACCUGCUAGUUCAUUGUUUUUGGUGCCGACCUCUGUGGUGUAUUAAAACCAUAAAUUGCUGCUGCUGCAAAAGCCAUAGCAGAGUGAGGCUGUUGAGGCCGACGGGGUGCG
This is a messenger RNA of Nothoprocta perdicaria, 852 nucleotides long. It is a transcript of the gene FKBP1A, whose product is annotated as FK506 binding protein 1A. NCBI's taxonomy places the organism in Eukaryota, Metazoa, Chordata, Aves, Tinamiformes, Tinamidae. The transcript has 5 exons. Bases 78 to 404 code for a protein of 108 amino acids. The record is from RefSeq and is a predicted model, not a curated record. Gene Ontology annotation, molecular function: peptidyl-prolyl cis-trans isomerase activity.